This is a messenger RNA of Myotis brandtii (Brandt's bat), 808 nucleotides long. Its product is annotated as protein C19orf12 homolog. The record is from RefSeq and is a predicted model, not a curated record. Lineage: Eukaryota; Metazoa; Chordata; Mammalia; Chiroptera; Vespertilionidae. The transcript has 5 exons. Bases 191 to 808 code for a protein of 205 amino acids.
UCUGGGCCCAGGGAACAGCUCAGGGACCCUCGGAGGCCGUGGAGGGAGGAGGGGGUGCUGCGGCCCAGGAUUCCCGCUGGAGGAGCACCCUUCCCGCAGGCGUCCAUCUGCUUUGCUGGCCCAGUUCCGAGUGUUUGUCUCAUCCCUGCAACAUCGUUGAGAUCAUUCUAACAGUUCAUUCAUUUUCCAGAUGGCGGUGCAGACCAGUACGACAUGGACAUAUACCUUCCCGGAGGAGGAAGAGGAAGUGCCAGUGAUAGAGGACCAUCAGGAGCAAGAGGAAGCACUGGCCCUUGCCAGGCCACGCAGUACCCAACGCGGAUACAACCACCGCCACCACCGCAGCCGCCGCAGCCAGGAGAAGAAGUUGCUGAGGUGCGAUAGGUCCCUGAUUGUGGAUGAUGUCAUGAAGCUGCUGUGCAGCCUCUGUAAGAAGAAGGAGAUGAAGGUGGCCGUCAAGCACGUGCAGCGUGGCGCCACGGUCAUGUACACCGGGGCCGUCAUCGGGGGCCUGGUCGGGGGCCCACCGGGACUGGCCGUUGGGGGCGCCGUCGGGUUGCUCUUAGGGACCUGCAUGACGUGGGGGAAGUUUAAGUCCGUCCCUCAGAUCCUCAUGGAGCUGCCGCCCGCCGAGCAGGAGAAGCUACACAGCGGGGUCAUGGCCCUCGUCAAGAACCUGGAGUGGACGGACGUGGAGCAGCUGACCAAGCUGGUCUUGGAAAACAAGGCCGUGCAGAAGCAGCUGCUGAAGCUGCUCGAGGGCUACCUCACCAAGGAGCUGGGGGUCUCAGUGCUGUACGGCAACUAG